CUCAGGCCCCCAUGCAGGCUCCGCCCCGGCUCGUCUCUUGCAGGUUCUCGCGAGGUUUGAGGCGGCGGGGCCGGCCCGGGCGGCUGCAAUAUGGCGGAGGCGGAAGGGGAGAGUCUGGAGUCCUGGCUGAAUAAAGCCACCAAUCCUUCCAACCGCCAGGAGGACUGGGAAUACAUAAUUGGCUUCUGUGAUCAGAUCAACAAAGAGCUUGAAGGGCCACAGAUCGCUGUCCGACUGCUGGCCCAUAAGAUCCAGUCUCCGCAGGAAUGGGAGGCAGUCCAGGCCCUGACGGUGCUGGAGGCGUGUAUGAAGAACUGUGGGAGGAGGUUUCAUAAUGAAGUGGGAAAGUUCCGGUUUUUGAAUGAGUUAAUCAAAGUCGUCUCUCCAAAGUACCUGGGGGACAGGGUGUCUGAGAAAGUGAAGACCAAGGUUAUCGAGCUCCUUUACAGCUGGACCUUGGCUCUGCCAGAAGAAUCAAAGAUCAAGGAUGCCUACCACAUGUUGAAGAGACAGGGCAUAGUGCAGUCUGACCCACUCAUCCCUGUGGACAGGACACUGAUCCCUUCUCCACCACCUCGUCCCAAAAACCCUGUUUUUGAUGAUGAGGAGAAAUCCAAGCUUUUAGCCAAGUUGUUGAAAAGCAAAAACCCAGAUGACCUGCAAGAGGCCAACAAGCUCAUCAAGUCCAUGGUGAAAGAAGAUGAGGCGCGAAUCCAGAAGGUAACCAAGCGUCUACACACUUUAGAGGAAGUUAAUAACAAUGUAAAGCUGCUCAAUGAGAUGCUGCUUCAUUACAGCAAAGAGGAUUCUUCAGAAGCAGAUAAGGAGCUCAUGAAGGAGCUGUUUGAUCGGUGUGAGAACAAGAGGCGGACGUUAUUCAAACUAGCCAGUGAGACAGAGGACAAUGACAAUAGUUUGGGGGACAUCCUGCAGGCCAGUGACAACCUCUCCCGGGUCAUCAACUCUUAUAAAACAAUCGUUGAAGGGCAGGUCAUCAAUGGUGAGGUGGCUACGUCAGCCUUGCCUGACUCUGAAGGUAAAAUGUUCCAGUUCCCCAUUCUGAAUCCUUCCAGACCAGCCCCAGUCCCCAUCACCAAGCCAUGGGUGCACGUUGACCAGUGUGUCAUCCCUCAGGGCCCGAGGACUCUAAGCCAUUCCAAGCAGUCUUUCAGCUUCCCAGAGGCCUGCAGAUGCGGAUGGGGUUUUUCUGCUUGUUUUUCAGUGUUCCCCUGGCACAAAUGCCCUUGGAUUAGGUCAGAGGCUGUGCAGCCAGCCCCUAGAGUAGCCCCUAAUUAUUCCUGUCCCCAUCCAGGAAACAACCACUCCAGUAACCAAGGCACUCUCAUUGACCUUGCUGAGUUGGAGGCACCAAGCAGCUCGUCCCCAGUGUUGGCGCCUGCGCCCCCCUCCUCUGGCAUCCCUAUCCUCCCUCCACCCCCACAGACCUCGGGACCUGGGCGCAGCCACUCCUCCAGCCAGGGUGAGGCCCCCCCCGGGCCCAACAGCACAAGCAGUGCCCUCUGUCUGCUGGAUGAGGAGCUGCUCUGCUUGGGCCUCACUGACCCAGCCCCCAGUGCUCCGCCCAGAGAGUCAGCUGGAAACAGCCAGUGGCCCCUGUUCCAGAAUGAACAGUCGGACCUGGACUUCUUUGGCCCCAAACCUGGGACUGCUGCCUGUAGCCCCUCAGACGGGCCUCUCCUCCAGCCCUCAGCAGCCCCUGCAGGCAACUCCCAGGCUCCACUGCCACCCUCCUUCCCAGCUCCUGUGGUCCCAGCCAGUGUUCCUGCCCCCAAAGCCGGCUCCUUCUUCUUCCCUACUGGCUUGGCCCCAGCUUCGGCCCCAAAGGCUGAGGCCACAGUGCCCGGGCACCAUGCCUCAGCUUUGGGCGAUAGCACCCUGCACCAGCUGGAUGCCCUCGAUCAGCUUCUGGAAGAGGCCAAAGUGACCUCAGGCCUGGCGAAACCCAUCUCCUCCAACUUCUUCCCUGGGGCUGCCACCUCCUCUCUUAUCUCCACCACCACCCCAGCUAGGCCUCUCCUCCCCUUCUCCACGGGGCCUGGCAGCCCUCUCUUCCAGCCACCUGCCUUCCAGUCCCAGGGCAGCCCCAUGAAGGGGCCUGAGCUCUCCUUGGCCAAUGUGCACGUCCCCCUGGAAUCUAUCAAGCCUAGCAGUGCCCUUCCUGUGACAGCCUAUGAUAAAAACGGCUUCCGCAUCCUCUUCCACUUUGCCAAGGAGUGUCCACCAGGACGGCCCGACGUGCUGGUGGUGGUAGUGUCCAUGCUGAAUACAGCUCCCUUGCCUAUCAAGAGCAUCGUGCUGCAGGCCGCAGUGCCCAAGUCAAUGAAGGUGAAGUUGCAGCCACCGUCUGGGACAGAACUCUCUCCAUUUAGCCCCAUCCAGCCACCUGCAGCCAUCACCCAGGUCAUGUUGCUGGCCAAUCCACUGAAGGAGAAAGCAAGGCUUCGGUAUAGGCUGACCUUCGCCCUGGGGGAGCAGCUGAGCACGGAGGUGGGUGAGGUGGACCAGUUCCCGCCUGUGGAGCAGUGGGGGAACCUAUGACCGCAGAGGAUGCUGUCAUCUCCACUUCGACACCCUCGCAGGCUGCCCUGAGACGGGAGGGCUCUCCGGGUCCAGACUUUCUCCGUGUCCCAACUGCAGUGCUUAGAGCUUUGAUAUGGAACAGGGGUCCUGGGCAUUGCUGCUGGGAGCCGAGCUGCUGCUGCGAUGAUCUCUCCUCCUUUGGCCCCCUAAAAGGACCUGUUUUUAUCUAACUGUGUGACUUGAAGUCGCCACGUACUUUCGGGUGGGGAGUGGCCCCAGAUUCUUCUGCACUACUGCCCUGGGAACGUGGACUGGAGACUGGAGUAGGUUUUUCCCCUUGUUCUGGCAUCCCCUGAUGCCACAAGAGGGAGGUCUCUAAAGAGAGACUCGGGGCCCUCCCUUAAGGACCACAUCCUCACCCCUCAGAGGCCUCAGCCCCCCAGUGCUACUCUGUGCUUCCCCUGCUGGCAGGCUCCUGCUCCCACCUCCAGGGAGGUGGGCAAAGCGCAGCGGUCCCAAAUGGCCCUGGGCACAGAGUAAGGAGUUGGUGUGCUGCUCACUCUCCAGCCCUGCCUUCCGUGGACAGCGUCAUCCUGGAAUGGCCAAUGGAUGAUGAGUUGUGGGCUUGUCCCUGGUGGUAGCAGGCUGUGUCCUAUGGACAUCUCAGCAUAGGAUGUGGAACUCAGCCUUUUAGAAACAGAACUUGGCCUCAUGGCAGCCUAAACUAGGGAUAGGAAAGAAAACAGAAGAGAACCAGUGUUUCCCCUUUUUUGGAAGCAGGUACUCAGAGCUUUCUGGGAAAAGUGUGCCUCCUGCCGUGGGAAUAGGCCAUCCUACUCACUACCUCUUGCUUGGCAUGAAAUAAACUGCUCUCCUGCCCUUCACAUCUCUGAAGGGGAGGACAACUCCCACCACCUUCCAUGUCCUCCUGCUUUGGCCUCCCCCCCUCCUCCCACCAGAUGGCCUGUGUUGUGGCAUAAGGUCGGGAACAGGGGCAGGGUCAGGCAUAUUGCACUAGACUUAUGUCCUUACCUGCUGCCCAGAAACCCUGCCUGUCCCCAGCUGCUGAUGGGCACUGUCAGCGAGAUGUUGGGUCUGGAGGUGGUGAGAUUAGGGACCAUGCUUGAAUCGAGUCACCAGACCCUAUUGCUUCCACAGUGCUCAGCCCCAGCUGGCUUGUCCCGGCUGCUCCAUCCACUAGAUGCAACUGGGCCAAGGACUCCAGGCCUCCCAGGGCCACAGCAAAGUGAGAACACUCAGCAGGGGAAAGAGCACACAGCUCACCUGAGCUCGGGGACGGGCUCAGCCCUCUCCAGGGAAAGGUGGCACAAACCGUGUUCCCUGAUCCCUCACUACUUGUGCCAGGCUUCCUUACUCCAUCAAGAGGUCAUCUCCCCUUGUCCCAUCUUUAGCAAGCAGGUUUCACUGCUUCAUCAGGACAGGUCAAAAGUGAAUUGAUUUCACUACUUAAGGAAUAAAUCCAAGCAUUUUCCAGAGACCGGCUGCCGCGGCCCUGGAAAGGUCCGUGGGAUUACUGUAUGGAAAUGCACCUUUAUAAUAAGCUUUAGACAUGAAAAUUAUUUAUGAGUGUUAUUCAUUACUAUGGAGUCACUGCUUUGUGACAAAUAGCUGUACUGGAUAUACCAACUCUGCUGCCCUUGUUUUGCUGCAUGUUAAAUAAAACCAUUUUUGCCCUA
Messenger RNA from Equus caballus (horse), 4238 nucleotides. Lineage: Eukaryota; Metazoa; Chordata; Mammalia; Perissodactyla; Equidae. The record is from RefSeq and is a predicted model, not a curated record.